AUGCUGCGGGCGCCGGCUCUGGCGAUGCGCUUCGCCCUGCUCUUGCCGCUGCUCGUCGGCUCCGGCUGGCAGGCUCGAGGCAAGGCGCAGCCGGGGGAGCCUCCCAGCCCGCAGGAGGUGGUGAUCAAAGUCCAGGUGUAUGAGAAUGGCGACUUGUCCCCACUUCCUCAGGCUUCCGUGGAAGUGUAUGGGAACCAGACCUCGCUGGCUUCAGGUGCAACAGACCAAGAGGGAGUCAGCAUGCUGCCCAUCAGCUAUCGUCUGGGAACCUGGGUCCUCGUCACAGCCUCCAAGCGUGGCUUCGUCACAAACUCUGUUCCUUGGCGCGUCAGCAAGUUGCCACUCUAUGCCUCUGUCAGCCUCUACCUGCUUCCAGAGCGGCCUGCAACACUCAUCCUGUAUGACGAUGUGGUGCAAAUCCUUCUCAGCUCUCCAGGAGCGAAGAACCAGCCAUGGGCGCAGUUUCCACGCAAAUCUGCCCGCUUGCCCCGCAACUCGACAUACAGCCAGCUCUCAGCCUCUCUGACUGCUGCCAGCAGCGGGCCAGACAUGAGGGGUUUCCCGUCCUUUAUUGGGAUGGAAAGCAACGGCAGUGCCAACAAUCCCUGGCUAGAGCUGGUGCCCAUUGUUGCUGUCAGUGUCCACCUCUUCACUGGCAAUGGAACAGAAGUCCAGCUGUCAGGCCCUGUCCAGCUAUCUAUUCCACUCCCGCCUGAUUCAGGUGCUGCAGCAGUCCCCAGUGUGCCAGCCUGGCGCUUUGACCUCAAGAGUGGUUUGUGGGUUCGAAAUGGGACUGGUCUCAUUCGCAAGGAAGGGAACCAGCCUUACUGGACAUUCUCUUCUCCACAACUGGGCUACUGGGCAGCUGCUACGCUGUCCCCAUCAGCAGGGCUGGCCAGUGGAGCAGCAGGCAUGAAGGACCUUGUCACUUACCACACUCUCAUUCUGCUGACUAUCCUUGGUGCCCUGGCAUUGCUGGUCCUCAUUCUUCUCUGCCUCCUUAUUUACUAUUGCAGGAGACUGUGUCUGAAGCCACGGCAGCAGCAUCGGAAGCUUCAACUCUCUGGUGCGCUGGACGCCUCCAAGAAAGACCAGGCCACAUCUAUGUCCCAGAUCAACCUCAUCUGCACGAGCCACAUGGAGACAGCCUCGUCCAAUGGGGACAUGGACGUUCACACACCUGUCCUCAAGUCAGCUUUCUCCUCCUCACGUGAAUUUGAGAGCUCUCGCGAGGAGUUCUUCAAGCAAGUAUCUAGCCAGAAGACGCGCCAUGCCAGCAAGGCCUCCACAGCAGACACACUGAGCCAGCGGGGGACCUCCAAGGAUGAUUAUCCUCGAGUGACGGAGGGAUACUCACUCAAAGCAGCACGCUCUAUGGAUGUCCCUGGCCCACUUGAGCCCCCACUUCUGGAGGACUACAAGCGCAGCUAUUCACACCAGCGCAUGGAAGACAAAUGCACCGAGACACAGCGCAAGCAAGGGCGCAGUGACGGCAAGGCCUAUGUCCAGGAGCCCCCCUCGCCACCCCCUCUUCCACCACCCUUUGACCACUAUGUGGGCCACAAAGGGGAUACCAAGCCCCCUGACUACAUGCUGUCCCAGUCUGUAGACCACCUUGCUCGCCCCACCUCCCUGAGCCAGCCUGGGCAAUUAAUUUUCUGCGGUUCCAUCGACCACAUGAAGGACACCAUGUAUCGUAACGUCAUGCCAACCCUCGUCAUUCCUGCCCACUACAUGCGCUUGGCGCCAUCAGAGCAGCCUCCAGGGAGCUCCGAAAACCAGCCAGACAUGGACCCAGCUAGCCUGGGGCUGCCUCACCAGUUUGGGCCUCAGGAGCAGCAGCGGCAACAGCUCCUGCAACAGCAACUGCAGCACCCACAGUUCCAGCUGCAGCAGCACUCAUCGGAAGAGGUGGAGGGUAAGGGUUGGGGCCCCCACACCCAGUCCGUCAGCGGCUCUGUCACCAUCCCAGUAUUGCUGAACGAGUCCACCAUGGCCCAGCUGAACGGGGAACUGCAGGCACUGACUGAGAAGAAGCUGCUGGAGCUGGGGGUGAAGCCACACCCACGAGCAUGGUUCGUGUCCUUGGACGGGCGUUCCUCACAGGUCCGCCAUUCGUACAUUGACCUCCAGGGCAACGAGAGGAGCCGGAGCAAUGAUGCAAGCCUUGACUCAGGCGUGGAUGUCAACGAAGCCAAGCCGCCUAAGCGCCUCAAGGAGGAGCGCAUGGCAUCUGCAAUGGCCCCUGCCUACUCCAAACUGGUCUUUGCCGAUGCUGACACAGAGCAAAGCAGCAGCGAGAGCCGCACUGCCAUCUGCUCUCCCGAGGACAACUCGCUGACCCCUCUGCUGGAUGAGAACACCGACCACCGUGCUGCUACCAUUCCCCGACGUGGGCGCAGUCGCGGCAACAGCUCUCGCAGCAGUAACAGUAAUAGUGAGCUGCGGCGUGACUCCAUGACCAGCCCCGAAGACGACAGCAACGAGCCCUCCGAAGGGACGGAUGACCAGGGUGACAAGAAGAGCCCUUGGCAGAAGCGUGAGGAGCGGCCCCUUAUGGUCUUCAAUGUGAAAUAGCCAGCAGGCAAACAGGGUUCACCUUCAUUGUGUGGUGAGGGGGUGGGGGGAGUUAGAGGUUGUGGGGCUUGUGGAGGACAGAGUUCACUUAUGAGUCCGGCGUGCCUCCUCUUUCCUUCAUCUGGUCAAGGCUUGGCAGAGCAAAAACCAGGACAUCUGACAGCAGAGAAAAACAGACAAAACAAGAAAACAGGAUGGAGAAUGUGGCCCAGCCAUUCACUGUUGUCCCAGCAUGCCGUGCGCUUGCUCACUACACUUGUCAUGCCUAAAGCAGGUUAAGAAGCACCGUGCCAGCUGCCUAAAAGUUUGACCAUUUCCCCUUUUCUCACUGACACCAGCCAGUCUGAGCCAGGCAAUGUGGGGCACAGGGAUUGCCAAGAGUGUGACUCUAGCCCAUGGCCAGGAGGAGGACACAGAUUAGCCUAUGUGGUUGCAGAUCCACUUCCCAGAAUCCCUUGCUCCCCACCAAGCUUGGCAUGGCCAGAACUAUGGCUUCUUGCCCUGGCACUCUGGGAAGUGAAAUUGAAGGCAUUACUGGGACUUCUCAUCUCCUGUACCCUUGUGGGGGUUUGUACAGUUCCUUUUUAAAAAUUCAGUUCUGUGGAUUUUCCAAGCUGUGGCACAGUUUGGGGUGGGGGGUGGGGAAGGGUCAAGUGCCCAAGGGCUGUAGGCUGAUACCUUUUUUUUGCCUGUCGUGCCUCAAUGCCCCAACAACCUAGGUGACAGCAUAGAUCCCAGGCAAGUAUGGUGGGUUUGGGGUAGGGGUGGGGGCACUGGUGUGACUAUUUGUACAUAGGUGUGUGCAUGCAUGUGUGUGUUGGGGGCGGGGCUGGGAGUCUGAGCCAUGGGUGUGUAUGUGUGGGUAGGAUGUGUCAGUUGUGUCUGACCUCACUGCCAAACCAGCUCCGUUGUGGAGUCACCUCUGUGCUCUGCCCCCCCUUUUUUCCCUCGUGCCUGCAACUCCUCCGUCUCCUCCAAGUGCCUUCCUGUCCCAACAUGGCCCUGCUGCCCCUCCCUGGCAGCUGUGAAUGCAACUUGGGUGUCCGUGGAGGGGUACAGACGUACCAUCUGCUCAGAAUUGCUAUAGCUGGGGUGGGGGGAAUACAGAAGAAAAAUCCUCCUUGCUCUCUAAUCCCUUUCCUGUGGUGGGGGUGGAAUGGGGGUGUGCCAGAGGAAAAGUCGGUCAGCAUUGCAUCCCAGCUCCCCCCCCCCGAUAAGCCAUCGGCAGACAGUGUCUGAGGAGAUGCUCUUAAGCCAGCUGUGGUGGCAGCCCUCCCAGACAAAGAGUGCUCAGUGUGUGGGGGGAGGGGAUUAAACCAUUCCUGGAGGGGGGUGUUGACCUAUAGACGCUAGGAGUGGAGAAGUGCCCCCUAGAGAGUCCCAAAUAGAUUUAAGGAAGGCAUUUUUGGAGGUGUCUUGGGCCAUUCCAUUGGGGGCCCUACCUGCGGGUUUUGUUUGGGGGUGCAGAAGAGGAAUCACUGGCCCUCCCCACACAGUGUGGCUCAGGCCUACCAUGAACAUGGGAGGAGACCGAGACCUGGCUGUCAACUGCAAAGAUUAAUGUAAAUGUCUCUAGAUUUUUUUUUUAACAGAUGGUAGAACUUCUGUAGAAAACCACUGAAUUGAACCCAAACAUUUUUAGCCCGGGGAGGAGGAGUUUGACUAGGUCAGAAAGUUUUAUGACGCAGGGGUAAUUCCCCCCCCACACACACCUUAUCCCUGAGCCACUGAAAACUACAUAAACCAUCUCAAGGAACGCCCCGCCCCCCCAAUCAGGCCUCGCAUGCUCCAGUUUAGAAGCCCUGGCCUCUGUUGCACUUGAGAGGGCCUUUUUAUGAUUAUUGCAGUCAAAGCACUUUUGAAUUCUGUGUGGACAGAAAAGUGUGCAUUUUUGCAGGUCUCACCCACAUUGGUGCCAUUGUUCCCAUUUCUUGCUGCCUUCCGUACUUUAUAGGCUUGUGGCAUCCCCUGCCCUCCUUGAAUUAACAGCUUUAGAGAGGACUGUAUAAUUCCCUGCUACUUGAUGUGAUUGGUGGCAAGAUCAACAUGUUCCAAGAGUGGGGAUCAAUGGGGCACCAAGAGUCCCAUGAAGCAGCCUGACAUUUCCAGCAUGGAAGUCUGCAUAGAAAACUGGAAAAAUCCCAUGUGUCAGGUGUCCACACUUGUGAUGAACUGUGUUACUCUCUUUCACAACAUGUGCAUGCAGAGACUUCCGUAUGGGAAGCUGUUCCCCAGCUAGGCUGUGUGUGUUGGUGGGCAGUGAACAUGCCCCGUAUGCUUGGGACCAGCUCAGCACAGCAGGAGCUGGUGAUGGUCCAUACAGGCCUGAUGCAUACAGAAGGGAGUCCACUGAGCCAUAAUGAACGGUCUGCAGUGUGAAUUUUUACUAACCUUAAUCAUCCCAUGGUCACUCCGAAGUAUUUCAGAUUUGCAUACAUCAUGCCCAAUGUGUUGCAUGCCUAAAGAUCAUGUAGCAUAUGUUUUCAGGGGCGUAUUGGGAAUGGGGAGGUGGUAGGUCCAUUUCACCACCACUGCAGAAAGACACACCACUUUCACUGUGUGCAGGGCCAAGGGCCCAAAUUCAGGUCACUUUGAGUCACUGAUCUAUACUAGAGAACCUGUUCCCAAAGCAGUUUGAAUUUACCACUGUUGCAAUGUGAAGUAUCUAAGGAUGAGGCAUGCCUGCUAAAAAGCAGCUUUAUGUGAAAGUGGCAGUGCAGUCUUGGUGCUGGAAGGAAGGCAGUGGGAGGGCAUCUGGUGUCCUGGCCUCACUGACAGUCCUUUAGAUGGCACUGGAUUUCUAGCCACUGUGUGUGACAGAAUGUUGGACUGGAUGGGCCACUGGCCUGAUCCAACAUGGCUUUGCUUAUGUUCUUAUGUUCUUAGUGCUCUGGUCAGGCCCAGGGAGGCAGUGGCAGAACCACACACAAGCAGGACUCCAAAACAGGGAUACCUCUCCACCUCCAGUUCUCAGCGCAGAUUUCUACUCUUUUUUUAUAGUCAAGAGAACCUCAUGCAUACAACAGGGCAGGGUGUUCGUGGGGGUGGGGUCGGGAUAGUCUCUGUGAUACUGUUACACCAUUCUUUCUGCAAGGACCCCAAACCGUCUGUGAAAUCAACAUCGGGCGUUUUUUUUUUUAAAAAAAAAAUUAAAAUUGGGGGAAGGUUGGCAAAACUGGAGACUUGGCGUUUACAGUUUUUGAAGCCUCAUACCUGUUCUUUAGAAUGGUCUUAAUAUAUAAAAAACUCUGACUUUA
Molecule: messenger RNA, 5834 nt
Organism: Eublepharis macularius
Lineage: Eukaryota; Metazoa; Chordata; Lepidosauria; Squamata; Eublepharidae
Gene: FAM171A2
Product: family with sequence similarity 171 member A2
Exons: 8
Coding region: 1-2577 (858 amino acids)
Source: RefSeq, a predicted model, not a curated record